CUGGACAUCCCUCUAAGGAGGCUAAUCCUACACACUGGCGUGCCUUUUUCUCCCUGUUGCACUCUCUGCCUCUCACAGUCAACGCUUAUCAGUAUUUGUUCCCUUAGGACUUCGGAAAUGUACAGGGCCCUUCACCUAGGAUUUUACCACUGAUGUUCUUUAAAUACAAAAAGCAACAGAUCCACUGACUUCAGGAGAUGAGGCUCCCCCAAACCUUUCCACUCACCCUGCUGUUUCUAAGCUGCCUGGAAGGUGCUGCUGGCAGGAAAGGCAAAGAAAACAGUGAAAAAGCCGAGCCAUCUGCUCCCUGGGCACAGACAGGACAAUUCUCCACCCGUGACAAACACUUGUGCAGCUGGCAGCUGAUCCCGGGAGAAGAAGUCACUGAGAUCCACCUUAGCUGCCACCAGCCGGGAGAAGACAGUGGCACGGGGCAGCAAUGUGUCUACCGGGGCCAGCCAGAAUUGUGUGCUGCUUACAGCUCCAAAGGCCGUCAGUUCUGGAAGCAGAUCUUGGGCAAGCUCCGCAGAAAGCACCAUCCAUGCCAGGACAGCAGCCCACUCAAAUCCCGGCUUUGUAGUAGCAAGAAAGGGGCAUCUGAGGCUGAGCUGCACCUGGUACCCCCGGCCCUGACCACAGCAAGCCCACUGCCUAAGGGCACCUCUAAAGGCAAAUCCAAAGGAAAGGCCCGCGUGAAGGAUCUGCCAGCUCCACCGAAACCACCCCAGACAUCCAGGGCUAGAGUGGUCACUAGCUCAGCAAAGGCAGAUGAGGCAGACAAGCGCAACAAAGGGGGGAAGAAGAAAGUCACUCCCGGCUCCUCAGUGGCUCCAACACACCUUUCCAGCCGGGGACCUACAGCUGUGGUGGAAAGCACAGAACAGCCCACAGAGCUCAAUGCAGAUGUGGCAGCGGCCUACUGUGAAGAGAAGUGGCACUCGCUGUGCAACUUCUUUGUGAAUUUUUGGAAUGGCUGAAAUUGGUCAACGGGGAAGAAGCGGGCGGGGGUGGGUCUAAAAAAUAGAGGGCACAGCAGACAGCCUAGUUAGAGAGAGAGGAAAGCAGAUGGUGGGGUUUGUGCAGUCAAAUCAAAACAAAGGAAAGAAUUAAAAGGGCAAGUGGAAUGGAAGUUUUUGAAUGUCAACAGAAUGUGGCAAAAUUAUGGAACGGUACUUGCAGGCGCCAAUGUGCAGCUACGGGGCUUUUUAUGGGGUGUAACAUUUAUUCAUUCCUACUAAUCCCGCAGCAGCUGCUAAUCGAGAGGCUAGGAUAUGGAAACCUUUUUUUGUACGAGGGGGUUAUGCAUUAACAUAAAAGAUGUAUCUGUCUUUGCAAGCUCAUCUCAAGUUGCAAGGAAAUUGCUCUGCUGCAUUAGAUGUUUCUUCCCUAUCCAUGACCAGGUGUAGCUAAUGUUUUGUCAAUGUAAGAUGUCUGGGGGGAUCAUCCUGUCUGAAUCACUUGUAAUGUUCUUCUUUCUGUACCUAAAGAAUAUCUAACAUUUGUACAAGUAUGUGGUGGUGUAGAUGUUACUGGACAUUUAUACUGAUAAUAGUAAUAGUAAUAAAUGAAAUUCUUUUACA
This is a messenger RNA of Eublepharis macularius, 1580 nucleotides long. It is a transcript of the gene FGFBP3, whose product is annotated as fibroblast growth factor binding protein 3. Gene Ontology annotation, biological process: cell-cell signaling. The transcript has 2 exons. The record is from RefSeq and is a predicted model, not a curated record. Lineage: Eukaryota; Metazoa; Chordata; Lepidosauria; Squamata; Eublepharidae. Bases 198 to 977 code for a protein of 259 amino acids. Gene Ontology annotation, molecular function: growth factor binding.